Molecule: messenger RNA, 969 nt
Organism: Symbiodinium sp. CCMP2592
Lineage: Eukaryota; Dinophyceae; Suessiales; Symbiodiniaceae
Source: the annotation of a GenBank genome assembly
AUGGCGGAUGACGAUUCCAAAGGAGACGUCAAGCGGCCCGUCGAGGAAGGUUGGGAGACUGCUCGCCCUAAGAAGAAGCGGAAAGCGGCGCAAAUCCUGGCCGUGGACGUGAACGCUUCUUACAGCCCGGGCUUGGCAGAUGUUCAGAGUUUGCUCCUGCGUAUCUUCACCGAGCAGUACGGCGAAAACCCUCGCUGGCUCUGCGUUCGGGGGAUGAACCUCGUGAAAUGCUGCAGAGUCGUUCUCCUUCCGUGUCUGGAGAGCACGGUCGUGCUCAAUCGGCCCGCAUCGGCACCUUUCCUCACGUCUCUCCUUCGCAGCAAAAACCGUGUUGCGAUGAAGACAUCUUCAGAAGUGGAGCACUUCCCAAAAGACCAGGGAGCAGCAGACGCUGGUUCACGGAUGCUGCUCUCUUUGCUGGCAGCCAGAGCCAAGCCCACGGUUGCCAAAAAGGCUAAAGCUAAAGCCCCGGCCAAAGUUCAGCCGGGUGCGAGCGAGGCGAAAGUGCCAAUCAGAGAGUACCUUGUGUCGGAAGAAGCGCGGAAUCGAAGUGGCUAUCCCGACAAGAGCUGCUGCGGAAGGCCAGGUUGGGUAGUCCUCCCGGAGCGGUCUGACCAGGGAGAAGGACAGCUGCCGGCCCCGGUUGAGGGCGCUGAUGAGCAAGCAAACCUCGAUCCAGACGCGAAGCACUUGGUGGCUUUAGAUUGCGAAAUGGUCAUGACAUCCUCGGGACUCUCCUUGGCGCGAGUCUCCUUGGUGGGUGAUGAGAAUGAGCUCUUGUACGACAGCUUUGUGCAGCCAGACCAGCCCAUCACGGACUAUCUCACUCAAUUCAGUGGAAUCACAAAGGAGACGCUGGAUGGGGUGAAGGUAAAGCUCUGCGAUGUCCAGAAGAGGCUGCAGGAAGACGUCGAUAAGAACAAGCGACAAGGUCCGCAAAACGAGCUUCUGCAAAGGAAGACAAGUUAG